UUUGGCGCGCGGAUUCGAAGCGAGAAUGGAGUUGAUGCGCGCGCUGCAGCGGUUGAAGCUAAACGCUGUAUCUCGCGUUUGGGUGGACGCGGUGUGGGAGUGCGAGUUCACGGACGCCGAGCCCCUGGACUCCGCCAUCGAGGACGAAAUAAAAGAAGACGUGAGCGUGUUUAAGGAGGUGUACACGAGGCUGCUGCCGUUCUCCUGCGACGAAGAGAACGUUCAGAGUGUGUGGAAUGUGUUCGGGGAGAACGAGGUGUCGGUGAAGUCUCUGAUCGCCGUCCUGGCCAGCUUCAUCCUCGGCGCUAAGAGCAAAACGUCCAGCGUAGAGCAGAGACGACACGCAUUGCAGGCCGCCUCCCUCUACCUGCUGCUCCUCAGGAUCCCAGGCAGCGUCGCCAACCGAGUGUUCCACCAGAUCCUGUUCGACACGUGCUUGGACCUUGUGCUGAGAUGCUGGCCGCAGAACUCGGGGAAGAAACGCAAGAAGGACACGCUGAAGAGCUCGCAGGGCGACGGGAAGACCGGGAAACGCCCCAAACCACCGAAGAAAGUCUCCGACGAGAUGGAGAUCGAUGAGGAAGACGAGGAGGAGGAAGAGGAGGUCUAUUUCUCGGCCCAGGAUCUAUUGGGUAUGCGUGAGGACGUGGCCGGACUCGUGAGGACGCUCCUCAAGCUGCUGGAGAAGUUUUCGCUCAGGGACAAACCGCAGAGCGCCGACAGCUGCGUCCGGUUGUUUACCGAACUCACCAACUUCGAGCCAGUCAUCGGAGAGCUGUCCUUUGCCGAGAAGCGUGACGUGGACAAACUUCAGAGCCUCCCCGAGCUGGCGUAUCGUGGCCUGUGGCUGCUUUGCUCCUCCAAUCAUGGUGAAGGAAACGAGUGUCGUAGGCGUGUGUUCCACCGCCUGCUGUACGUCAUCCUGAUGAUGAGGAAGGAGAGAGCCAAGCCGUGUAUGCUCGCUCUGUCGCAGGCCGUCUGCGCCGCCAGAGACCAGGCCAUCCUCUUCAUCAGUCACGCUGUGGACGACCAGACAGAGGCGACGCUGCCGCUGCUAAAGAUCCUUGUACAGCACAUCUGCCACCAGAUGGUGGAGAAGGCGGAGUAUCGUGCCAGCGGCGCCCAGUCCGUCGGGAAGCUUGUGACCAAGAUGCCUUGCCAGGAUUACGCUGCUUUCGUCAAGUGGCUGUACAACUACUCUCUGAACACCAAGGUGGCCUUCCGGAUGUUCGCCCUGGAUGUGGUGAUGGUGCUCCUGGCGCAGGAGGAACGGGAGCCGGACGAGGGUCUGGAAUCUGACCUGGUGCCGUACCUGUCACACCGCUUUCUGGUGCGCAGCGUGGUGUACGGGCGGCGCUCGGACGUCUCGCCCACGGUCAGAGCGUACGCCAUGCACUGUCUCGCUCAGUGUCUGGAGCUGCCCAGCCACAACGCCACCAAGUGGAUUCACGAGCUCUUCUCCUCCUCCACCUCAGCUGGUUCUCAGACCACGAUGAUGACCGGACGCUCCGAGCAGACUUUAAAGAGACCAGACACGGCUCAAAAAACAGCGCUGACCUUCCGCACCAUCGAGCUGUCCAAGCACAAGAGCCUUGGAGCUGCCAGCCGACACAGCACUGAUGACGGCAUGAGCCGCGAUGCCACCUCCAUCGAGUAUCAAGAAACCUUGGCUCUGUUUAAACAGCGUGUGAGCGACCCCAAAACCAACGUCCGGAAAUGUGCUUUAGAGACCAUAAUGAGCCUGCUGAAGCACGGCGUGAUCACGUGCAGCCUGGACAACCUGGCCAUUCUCUCCGAGCGCUGUCGAGACCCAGCUGUGUCCGUGAAGAAGAAAGCCAUGCAGUGUCUAAUGGAUCUCCUCGACGCACUUCCCGACAAUGCGGACGUCCAGGAGGCGUGGCUGAGGGGCGUGGUCCCUGCCGUGAUGGACUCUGAGAGCUCUGUACAGGAGAAGGCUCUGGAGUGCCUCAACGACAAAAUCGUCACUCACAUUAAAAGUCAUGCUGGCUAUCGUCAAGACAACGCCUCACAGAGGGUGGCCUGGGACCUGCUGAGGCUGAUGUGUGAUAAGUGUCAGGAUCUCGGGAGAUAUUUCAGUAAGGCGUUCAGCGUGUGGUCGAGGCAGGAGAAGUUUUCUUCCACGCUGGUGAACAGUCUGAUCUGGCACACAGAGCGCGAGCAGGCAGCGCCCGCCUGGCUUCUGCUCUCCAAAGUGGCCGGCUGCUGCGCCAAGAUCAACUUGGGCACCAUUCUCGAGGCCUGGGAUAACACUUUCAGGUCUCCGGUUGUCGACGUGGCUAUGACCUGCCACAUCCUGACCGUCCUCGGUCACGUCGCUUCGAGUCUCAACGACGACACCAAAAGCAGGAUCAUCGACGAUCUGAUGGCGUGGCUGAAGGGAUUCACUCUCCCGCUGGAGGUGAUCAGCGCCGGCGUCGACGCCCUGUUCUGUCUCGGCCAAUCCGACAACAUCAAAGACACUAUGAGCUUCCUGAACCAGUUCUGCGGAGAGCUAGUGUGUGUGUGCGAGGCGUACCUGUCCACAGUGCUCUUAAACGAGAGAGGGGCGGAGAAUCUAAACGAAGAUCUUCUGGUGAAGCACCUGUACACUCUGGGCGUGGCCUCUUUACACUGCCCUGCCAAAGUGCAAAAGCGAGUCUUCCUCCUCGUCCAGUCCAUCCUCACGACAUCCGAGCAAGCUGGUGCGGAGCUGCCAGGUAGUCAGCCUCUCUCUCAGUUCAAGCCCUCUUCGAUGCCGACAGUUGUACGCGCUCAUGCGGUCAUCACGCUAGGGAAGCUCUGUCUGCAGCAUGAGGAGCUGAUGUUGCGCUACGUUCCCGCGUUUGCACGCGAGCUGGAGGUGGGCACGGAGUUGGCGGUGCGUAGCAACGUGGUGGUGGUGCUCUGCGACCUGUGCGUGCGCUACCCGAACACGCUGAGCCGCUACAUCAGCAACAUCUCGGCCUGUCUGAGAGACGCCGAGCCGGUUAUCAGAGAGCAGAGCCUCAUCAUGCUCACCAAUCUGCUGCAGGAGGAGUUCGUCAAAUGGAAAGGUUCCCUGUUCUUCCGAUUCGCGGCCGUCCUGGUGGACCCCGAUCCCUCCAUUGCUGAUCUCUGCGAGUACUGCCUGGUGGACCUGCUGCUAAAGAAGAACCCGCUGAUGUUCUCCCAGCACUUCAUCGAGUGCAUCUUCCACUUCAACGCCUAUGAGAAGCACAAGAAGUACAACAGGUUCCCACAGACGGAGAGUGAGAAGAGCAGGUUUUCUCUUAAAGGCCUGGAGAACCAGGGCCAACGUUUCAGGAUCUACAGAUUCCUCCUGAAACACUUUACAGACGAGCAGCGCUUUAAUAUCACCACCAGAAUCAGCCAGGAUGUUCUGGCAUGUUUUGUGGACUCGGAGCUGCCUUUAGAUCCGGAAGGCGCUGAGCUCCUGGCUGAUGUCUUCGACGUCCUUUCACUGAAGGAGAUCAAGCUGACGGCGAUGAGCGGACCUUCACCCGGCGACGAGGCUCCCGAGGACGAGAUGGCGGCCGCUAAAGCCGUGCUGCAGAAAAAGCUCAUCUCUCAGGUGCAGAAAAAGAACUUUGUGGAGAACGUGAUCCCCAUGGUCAUCGCCUUGAAGAACAUGCUGGAGGAGAAGCGCUUGCCCGUGCUCAAACACCUCAUGGCCUACCUGCAGGUGACCAUGCAGGACUACCGCUCCGAGGUGAAGGAGCUCUUCGCAGCAGACGAGCAGCUCGCAGCAGAAGUGGAGUACAACCUGAAGACGUUUGAGCAACAAAAGGAGCAGGAGCAGGAGCUGGAGCAGCGGCUCGGCAGUUUCAUGCUGUCACCCAGAGCUAAAGGUAGCGCAGCUGCGUCUCCGGCUCCAGGUGUCAGAGCUACACCCCGCCCACCUCAGGCUGCCCAGAGACCCUCAAACACACCAAAGUCUGCAGAUGCCCUCAGACGACGUACCUUUGCUGGAAUGUUGACCCCCACUGGACAGCGACCUUCCCGCGGCGUAAUGUCUUCAGGACCCGCUAAAGGAGUUUUUGACGGCAGAGCUAUCAGCACGCCGCAAGAGAGUAUUAACGAACUGACGUUCGGCGAGCAGUUUAGCGCCAUCUGCUACGACGGAGCUGGCGCUAAGGAUAGUGAAAACAUUCUACAUCUGAUGUCACCUGAACAAGAAGCUCCAGCACCAAGGCAGUGGAACGUCGAGUCUCCAGUCGUGAGGAAAAGCCGAAGCAAGAGACGGCCGUUUUGAUCAUGCAUAUAUAUCACGAGGCGUUCCUUUAAUCUCUUCAGCUGUAUGUCUGUGUCUCUUUCAAUGUCUUCAUAACUUUUUUUAUAUAUAUAUAUAUACCCCUGUAUGUCUUUUUUAAAAUGUCCUUUUUCUAUGUGUAUAUAUAAAGAAAUAAACAAAUAAAUACA
Molecule: messenger RNA, 4419 nt
Organism: Clarias gariepinus (North African catfish)
Lineage: Eukaryota; Metazoa; Chordata; Actinopteri; Siluriformes; Clariidae
Gene: ncapd3
Product: non-SMC condensin II complex, subunit D3
Exons: 33
Coding region: 26-4252 (1408 amino acids)
Biological process (GO): meiotic chromosome condensation; mitotic chromosome condensation
Cellular component (GO): condensed chromosome, centromeric region; condensin complex
Molecular function (GO): histone binding
Source: RefSeq, a predicted model, not a curated record